AUGUGUCUACCCACAUAUGAAACAUACAAACAACCCAAAACUAAGGAAUUCUUGCAAAUGAUGGAAAAGUUGCGUUUAGAAGCACAAGAAUCUGAAUACAAGAAGUUGAUUAAUCCAGCACCCGAGCACACGACAUUGUAUGACACAAACAAUGACGAAUACGUAUCUCCAGUACAAGCACACAAGGAAUUGAAGAAUCAGUUGACUACUAUUGUUAAUGUGUUUAUUAGUGUUGGUAGUGUGUCAUAUGCUGUGUGGUAUUGGACAGCACUGAGUUGGGGGUUGAGAGAUAGUUAUCGUGUGUUGUUGACGGUGUUUUUUGGGCUACUAGUGUUGGUGGCCGAAGUUGUUGUGUACAUGGGAUACUUGAAUAAGAUUGAAGAAGCAAGAGUGAAAGAGUAUAGUAAACGGGAAGUGAAGAAAGUGAUCAAGUCUUACAAUUUAAGAAAAGACACGUGA
Messenger RNA from Lodderomyces theae, 459 nucleotides. RefSeq names its product Vph2p (gene VPH2). The transcript has a single exon. The record is from RefSeq and is a predicted model, not a curated record. NCBI's taxonomy places the organism in Eukaryota, Fungi, Ascomycota, Pichiomycetes, Serinales, Debaryomycetaceae. Gene Ontology annotation, biological process: vacuolar proton-transporting V-type ATPase complex assembly. The coding region runs from base 1 to 459 and encodes 152 amino acids. Gene Ontology annotation, cellular component: endomembrane system.